Messenger RNA from Trichoderma breve, 1473 nucleotides. Its product is annotated as di-sulfide bridge nucleocytoplasmic transport domain-containing protein. The transcript is spliced from 4 exons. The record is from RefSeq and is a predicted model, not a curated record. Gene Ontology annotation, cellular component: nuclear envelope; nuclear membrane. NCBI's taxonomy places the organism in Eukaryota, Fungi, Ascomycota, Sordariomycetes, Hypocreales, Hypocreaceae. Gene Ontology annotation, biological process: nuclear envelope organization; lipid homeostasis. The coding region runs from base 1 to 1473 and encodes 490 amino acids.
AUGGAGCGUCGAACUUUUGAAGCUCCCAUGGAGUGGGAGUACCAGAACUCUGGGCCUGUCGAUCUAACCAGUCCGUUUGCCCAGGUGGCCAGGAAGAGAUCAGAUAAUUUGUUUGGUGGCUCAACUCUCAAGCCAUCCACAACGCCCCCGACAACUUCAUAUUCCGUCUUUGGAACACCUUCAUCAAAACCGCCCACGCGAUCAUUCUUCACUCCCCAGCUCGCCCCCCAAGUUGUGGCACCGCCGUUUCGCAACCCUGCAUUCACAACACCAAGGAAACUAGAACAGUCUGAUACCUCCUUCACCGACGCCGAGACCUCGUUCACGGAUGCCUCCUUCGUCUCGUGCGCCGACGACAGCCCAGCGCAAACCGACGUUUCCAUCUUGCCCAACGACACCCCCGAAUCGGAUCGCAUGAGCGACGCAACGAUAAGCAACACGACUCCGACCAAGAUUGACAAGAACACUCGCUACAACAGGAGCUCCCCGCGAAGGCAUGCAGUAGGAAAAGGGGAGAUUCGACCUCUCAGCAGGGAUAAGGAGCUGCAGGUGCUUAGGAAGCGGAAGCGGCACAAUCUGGACAAGGACGUUAGCAGCGUGAUCAGACAUCUGCCCCGAGACUGGGAGGGCGAUGUGUCAGACUCAGAGACUAGCAUGGCAGACUAUCGAGUCACAUCACCGAGCAAAGUGUUAUCACGACCCGGAUCCUCAUCGCAGCAGACGCACCAGAUGGCCCCGAAUCUUCCGCCUAGCGCUCCCGACCACAUAUACCGGUGGCUACAGCUCGGCCUCAAUUGCUUCAUUAUGGGCAUCAUCAUGUACUUUGGGUGGAGCGUUGUCGACGCAGUGCGAUCAGAUGUUCGAAAUGCCAACGAGAUGGCCCGCAUGGAGAUUAUGGCCCGCAUCACAGAAUGCCAAAACCACUACACCAGCAACCAGUGCGCCAAGAGGAGAGACCUGCCAGCGCUGCGUGCCCUGUGUGACGACUGGUAUGACUGCAUGUCUCAAGACUCCGACGCCAUUAUGCGCGUCAGAGUCACGAUCAAGCAGAUUGCAGAGGUGAUCAACGAAUUUGCUGACGCUAUGAAUCUCAAGGCAUGGAUCAUGUUUGCCACAAUUGCCGUCUUCGUCAUCUUUUCCAAUGUCAUGCUUGGAUGGGGACGUUCCAAGGCACAAGUGGCACCAGCGCAUCCGCCAGCCUUCUCUCAUGUUCCCAUUAUGGGCCCAGACACGACGCCAGCACACUUUAGAACGCGGUUCGAGACCCCCAGAUCACAGCGGUAUGCCUUUAUCGAGGAUGAUAGGGUCGAUAGCGACAUGUCACUGGGGAAAAUGAGCCUGGGCUCAGGCUUCUCAUACGGCACGGUAGGACGACGCAGCCCAGGCAAGGGAGAGCGGACAGCAAGUCCCAGCAAGUAUCACCGAAGUCCUGACAGGGGUGUUGACAGAUUAGGGGGCUCUCUGCGCUGGUAG